Messenger RNA from Rotaria sordida, 573 nucleotides. The record is from the annotation of a GenBank genome assembly. NCBI's taxonomy places the organism in Eukaryota, Metazoa, Rotifera, Eurotatoria, Philodinida, Philodinidae.
AUGGUGUCAUCAUCAAUGUUUAUCAACACUAUUAGUAUUCUAUUUUUUUUACCAUUUAUAUUUGGUAAUAGUUUAAAAUAUGUAUAUGAAAAUCAAGUACAAAAAGAAUUUCUUGCUUCAAAUACAUAUUUAACAUUUGCUCAUCGUCUAGCUACACGUGGUGUUUAUCAGGGUUUUGCAAAAUUUUUUUUUGAUUCAGCUGAAGAAGAACGUGAUCAUGGAAAAAAAUUACUUGAUUUUUAUAAUGUACGUAAUCGUGAAUUACUUUUUUAUGAUAUCAAAAUUACGGAUGAAGUAGCAUCAAUGCAUGAUCUUACAAAAAUGAUACAAACAGCUGAACAAAUGGAACGACAAGUAUAUGAUAAUCUUAUUGAAGUACGUUUAGCAGCAAAUAAUGAUAAAGAUUAUCCAACUGUUCAUUUUAUUGAACAAACAAUGCUUGAAGAACAAACAACAGCUGUGAAAUAUAUGCAUGAUUUACUUAAACGUAUUGAACGUAAUUCGGAUAAUUCAACAAUUUUAUUACAAAUGAUUGAUCAAGAUUUACGAAAAAAACAACUGAAGAAACCAUAA